Paraglomus occultum is the source of this 1085-nucleotide messenger RNA. The record is from the annotation of a GenBank genome assembly. Lineage: Eukaryota; Fungi; Glomeromycota; Glomeromycetes; Paraglomerales; Paraglomeraceae.
AUGGCAGAGAAAAGUAGUAGUCGCAGGCCCGGUGGCUCGGCGUUCAAACAACAACGUUUGAAAUCGUGCCAGCCAGUUAUUGCUCCCAAGUCGGUUAUUCCAGUAUUCUACCUGAUUGCGAUUAUUUUUGCACCUUUGGGAGGAUAUUUAUUGCAUGAAAGUGAUAAGGUAUCAGAACUUAUGAUCGACUAUACCCACUGUGCACAGACUGAAUCUAACGGAGGAGCCCCAACGGGAGAGUUUAAAAAUAUGCCCAUAAAUAAUGCCGUAAUCGCCUUCUACAAACCUCAAAUCUCAUACAACUUCCCUCGAUGGAAACAACGUCAAGCUUUGGCUUGGAACGAAACUAUAACACAGUGUGUUAUUCAGUUUACUGUUCCAACAGAACUGAACCCACCUGUACACUUUUUGUAUAGACUGACAAAUUUCUAUCAGAAUGAGAGAUCUUAUGUCAAGAGCCUUGAUCCUGAUCAGUUGAGCGGAGGCAAGCCCGACCGCGCGCAACUAGCCCAUAAUUGUAAAGACCUUUGGGAAACUGCAGACCACAAGAUUAUUUAUCCAUGCGGGAUGAUCGCUAAUUCGAUGUUUAAUGAUACUUUUAGCAAUCUUACAUUGGUCAACUCGCCGAUUCAGAACAUUCCUACCUCAUACAAUUUCAGUCAAACAGGCAUAGCGGCAAGUGACGACGAUGACAAAUACGAUGAAACUUCUUACAAUAUAUCAGAAAUAGCACCGCCACCAAACUGGGUCAAGAGAUAUCCUGAUGGAAAGUACACCCCCGAAUUUCCACCUAUUGAUCCUAGCAAAAAUGAGUUGUUCCAAGUGUGGAUGCGUCUAGCAGGUUUGCCUAGAUUUAGAAAGCUGUAUGGUAUCAAUAACAACAACACUUUGCCUAUUGGGACAUACGAACUUGUUAUUGAUUUACUGUGGCCAGUUAGUAGUGGGAGAAAAAGUUUCGUUAUUACAACGACCACUGAGAUUGGUGGGAAGAAUCCGUUUUUGGGCCUUGCGUAUAUUAUAAUUGGAAUGCUGGGUGGGGUACUUGGUAUAGUUUUCACUGUAAAACACUUUUUACAGACACCGAG